AUGUCGCUUGAACUUAAACCAGAGAAGGUCAAGAUAUAUCUCAAACUUCUCACUGAAGCAUGUAUUGCAUGCAAUGGUAAUAAAGGUAGUUUGAGAAAAGAUCUAUGGGCAUACCUUCGUGAAAAAUAUGAUGAAUCAGUAGAUUACAGAGAUUUUUUGUUUGCAAUUAAAAGAUUCUAGCAAGAGGGAAAGAUUCUAAGUAGUGAUGGUAUUUUUGAGAUGCAUCAUGAGGUUCUAGUCGAAGUCAGAGAGAAAACUCCAACUCCCGCCCUAAAACCCAAAUAAGGAGAAGGAAGAGCUUCUGAAAAUAAUGUCUAUAUGAAGUUCCUAUCUGGCUAACUAGAUGAUAGUUCAAAUACUAAAAAGAAAGGUAAAUAUCCUUUGGACUCUAAAAUCUCAGAUUCAGGAAAGAAACAAAAGGUUAAGCCUCACAAAAUAAGCCCGAGUCAAAGAGGGAUUUAAAAAUACUUUAUAAAAAAACAAAUGAAUUCGCUACAAAACAUUGAGGACUUUGACACAGAAGCUAUGCAAACGAAAACUCUUGGCUUUGCAACUCCUGCUUUUGAUUCUAAGAUCAUGCAUGUUGAAAAUGUAAAUAAUGAAAAAGAAACACCCAAAAAGACAAGCAAAGAUAAUAUUUCUAAACGCAUGAGCAACCUGUAAAAGUAGAAAAAUUACUAAUCCAAAAAUGAAUUAAGGAAGAAACAACUAGAGCAGUAAUUGCAAUAAGUUACGAAGAAAAUUUAGAAAAAUAAAAAAUUCACCAACGAGAAAGAUCAUAGCAGUAGAAAGAAUGAAAAGCCUCAUCAUGACAAGAAAUAGCCAAAAUAAAAUUAUGAUCAGGCCUUUAAAGUGAAUCAAUCACUAAAUCAAAAAGAGCAGUUGGAUAAAUUACUUCAAUUGGAAACAGAAAAACUUAAAAAAUAGUAGAGAGAUGAGAGGGAUGAGAGAAAGCGUCAAUUGAAGGAGAAAAAGGAUUAAGUAAUGAAUGAGAAAAAUUAAAAAUUGACAUCUACUGUGAUAAAAGCUCUGAAAAAGGCAAUAUUCUAUAAAAACAUUUAAUUUAGAAAGUAUAGUAACACUAACUAAAAGCAGACUGAAAAAAUUAAGAAGACAAAAUCCAUUAAAAAAAUAGAUGCAUUGAAGAUCAAGAAAUCUAAGGCUCAUAAAAAACUAAGAGCACUUAAUCAGUUGAAGAAUGAGAACAAAACACCAAAACUAAUGAUAAAUAGGCUCAGAGGGAAGACACUUGAUCUGACUGAACUUGGUAUUAUUAAGAAGAAAAAGGAUGUAACUCUAAGUAGACAAAGUACCCUUAGACUGGACAAGUCAGUCGAAAGAGACGAAUUGCCUUCAAGACAACUAUCUAGAAGAUCAAGCGUGAAUAGAUAGUUAUCAAAGACAAAAAUAAUUAAGAAAGAGCAAAAGAAAUAAGAGAAGUAAGUAAAGGCCAAAUAGCAAGAAAAAAAAGCAAAAUAGGCUAAGAUAGCAAAAGUAAAGAAGGCUUAUGUGAAAAAGGCUAAAAAGUAAGAUGUACGGGGCGUAGUAGAUUAUGAUCGUAAAGCAAAGUUAGAUGCAGUUAAGAAUUUAAGAUAGCUGUAUAGCAAAGAUAAGCUAAAAGAUGCACUUUACAUUGAUGAAAAACUCAUAUAUCUAUGA
Stylonychia lemnae is the source of this 1659-nucleotide messenger RNA. The record is from the annotation of a GenBank genome assembly. NCBI's taxonomy places the organism in Eukaryota, Ciliophora, Spirotrichea, Sporadotrichida, Oxytrichidae.